Mercurialis annua (annual mercury) is the source of this 2660-nucleotide messenger RNA. RefSeq names its product subtilisin-like protease SBT1.4. Gene Ontology annotation, biological process: proteolysis. Gene Ontology annotation, molecular function: serine-type endopeptidase activity. The transcript has a single exon. Lineage: Eukaryota; Viridiplantae; Streptophyta; Magnoliopsida; Malpighiales; Euphorbiaceae. The record is from RefSeq and is a predicted model, not a curated record. Bases 59 to 2395 code for a protein of 778 amino acids.
UUCUGACCUCAAACUCCAAAAGAAAUCUCCAUUUUCUUAGGAACCAAACAGAAAAACAAUGGCCAGUUCUUCCAUCUCGUUCCUUCAUCUCCUUCUUUUCUUUGUUUAUUUUACCUCUGUAUGCUUGUCUUCUCCAUUAUCAAACCAACCAAAAACCUUCAUAAUUCACACCUCAAAUUCACAUAAACCAACUCUGUUCACCUCUCACCAUGACUGGUACCAUUCAUUCAUCAAUUCUAUCCCUUCUCCUCCUCACCACCAAGCCAAGAUCCUCUACACCUAUAGCCACGCCGUUAACGGGUUCUCCGCUCACCUCACUCCUUCUCAGGCAUCAAUACUACGCGGUAUUCCCGGGAUCAUCUCUGUUAUCCCAGACCAGAUUCGCCAGCUUCACACAACGCAUACUCCUCAUUUCUUAGGCCUUUCUUCUGAUACCGGUCUCUGGCCUAAUUCCGCUUACGGAGAUGACGUAAUCAUCGGUGUUCUUGAUACUGGUAUUUGGCCAGGACAUCCUAGUUUCUCGGACAAUGAUUUCACUCCUGUUCCUGAUCAUUGGAAAGGUGUUUGUGAAACAUCUGCUGAUUUUCCUGUUGGUUCCUGUAAUAAGAAACUUAUUGGCGCUAGAGCUUAUAACAAAGGCUAUCUUGCUUAUCAAGGCAACAACAUCAAUAAAUUGACUGAUUCAAGGUCUCCGAGAGAUACUGAAGGACAUGGAACACACACUGCAUCAACUGCUGGUGGCUCUUCAGUCAGUAACGCGAGCCUUUUCCAUUAUGCACAAGGUGAGGCUCGUGGUAUGGCGUCGAAAGCGAGAAUUGCAGCUUAUAAGAUUUGCUGGAGUUUCGGUUGUUAUGACUCCGACAUUCUUGCUGCUAUGGAUCAAGCAAUUUCAGACGGUGUUCAUAUUAUUUCUUUAUCCGUCGGUGCUAAUGGCUAUGCUCCUCAAUACGAUCAUGAUUCAAUUGCCAUCGGUGCUUUUGGAGCUACACAACAUGGAAUUGUUGUCUCUUGCUCUGCUGGUAACUCUGGUCCAGGUUCUUUUACUGCUGUAAAUAUCGCGCCUUGGAUUCUUACAGUUGGUGCUUCCACCGUUGACAGAGAGUUUCCUGCUGAUGUUGUCCUCGGAGACGGGAGCGUUUUCGGUGGAGUAUCUCUCUAUUUCGGUGAGUCACUUCCUGAUUUUAAGCUUCCAUUAGUAUAUUCGGGUGAUGUUGGAAAUAGGUAUUGUUUAACGGGUAGUUUAAAUCCGUCGAAAGUUCAAGGAAAAAUUGUGGUAUGUGAUCGAGGAUUGAAUGCGAGAGUAGAGAAAGGAAGUGCGGUGAAACUUGCGGGUGGCCUCGGAAUGAUUUUAGCAAAUACGGAUGAUAUUGGUGAGGAGCUUAUUGCUGAUUCUCAUCUUAUACCCGCCACAACGGUUGGAGCAAUUGCUGGAGAUAAAAUUAGAGAGUAUACCAAAUUGAACCAAAAUCCUACUGCAACAAUUGUUUUUCAUGGAACAGUAAUAGGUAGUUCACCUUCAGCUCCUCAAGUUGCAUCCUUUUCGAGCCGCGGUCCAAAUCAUGUAACACCAGAGAUUUUAAAGCCUGAUGUUAUAGCUCCUGGAGUGAACAUUUUAGCUGGUUGGACCGGAGCUUCUGCACCAACAGAUUUAGAGAUUGAUCCUAGGAGAGUUCAAUUUAACAUAAUUUCAGGCACAUCAAUGUCUUGUCCACAUGUUAGUGGAAUUGCAGCUUUGCUUAGAAAGGCUUAUCCGAAUUGGUCUCCUGCUGCUAUAAAAUCAGCUUUAAUGACUACUGCUUAUAACUUGGAUAAUUCUGGAAAAAACAUUGUUGAUCUUGCUACUGGUAAAGAGUCGACACCUUUUGUUCGUGGUGCUGGCCAUGUUGAUCCCAAUAGCGCUCUUGAUCCUGGACUAGUGUAUGACAUUGAAACUAGCGACUAUAUCUCGUUUCUUUGCUCAAUCGGGUAUGAUUCUAAGCGAAUUGCAGUUUUUGUUGGUGAAGCUGCAAGUUCUGAUAUUUGUGACAAGAAGUUGACUAGUCCGGGCAAUCUUAACUAUCCAUCGUUUAGUGUCGUUUUGAAAUCGGACUCUGAUGUGGUUACGUAUAAAAGGGUGGUUAAGAUUGUUGGUAGCUCUCUUGAUGCGGUUUAUAAGGUUAGGGUGAAUGCUCCCGAGAACAUAGACAUUAAGGUCUCGCCGAGUACGCUUGUGUUCAGCCCAGAGAAUCAAAGUUUGUCGUAUGAGAUUACAUUCUCGAGUUCUGCCAGCUUGGGUUGGUCUAGUAUCUCACAGACUUAUGGGUCAAUUGAAUGGAGUGAUGGGAGUCACAUUGUUAGAAGUGCAAUUGCUGUGAAGUGGCAACAAGGUCAAGGAGAGGCUAAGGCUUCCAUUUGAGCUGCAGAUUUCGGGAUUGUUCAGCAUUUUAUAUGGGAAUUGGAAUUGGAAAUUUCUUGAAAUUUGAUUCUGUUAUUAAAUGCAGCUUCCAGAUUUCCAAUCUAUGGAUUGCUUGUUGUAUGCAUGAAUAAGUGUUUGAUCAUGGUUUACUAUUACAUCUCACCAAGGCUCGCUUGUGUUGCAAAUAGAGCAAUUGAUUUAGGAGAUAUUCGAAUUAAAUGUAUUACUAGAAUUAAAAGAAAUAAAAUUUGUUCUUUUUUUCUUA